GUGAUCCUCUGUUGGGUUUAAAAGCUUAGGAGCGAAAGAGAAGAACACAGUACACAAUUCCCCACUGGGCACUGUCUGAAUCACACAAACAGUCCGGGUACUGUGUCCCGAAACAUGUCGGACACCGAAGAGGUCGCUUAUGAAGCAGACACUUCAGAGGAAAAUGGAGUGGGUGCAGAUGAUUCAAAGCCCAAGUUUAAGCCUGCAUUUGUGCCUGGCUUGGCCCCUCUUAAGAUCCCAGAUGGUGAAAAAGUGGACUUUGAUGACAUCCACAGGAAGCGAAUGGAAAAGGACCUGACUGAGCUGCGCACCCUGAUUGAAGAUCACUUUGAGAAGCGAAAGAAGGAAGAGGAGGAGCUGCUUGUGCUCACAGAUCGCAUUGAAAAACGCAGGUCUGAGAGAGCUGAGCAGAUGAAGAUUAGAGCUGAGAGGGAACGAGAACGGCAGGCCAGACUAGCUGAAGAGAAAGCAAGAAAAGAGGAAGAAGAAGCUAAGAAGAAAGCAGACGAUGAUGCAAGGAAGAAAAUGAUUUUAUCCAACCUGAGUUUUACUGGAUAUACGCAAGCACAACCUGGAACUAAAAGGCAGACAGAAAGGGAAAAGAAGAGGAAAAUCCUAAAUGACCGCCGCAAAGAGCUAAACAUCGAUCACUUGAAGGAGGACAAACUGAGAGAGAAAGCAAAGGAGCUGUGGGAUUCUAUGCGACAGCUUGAGGCAGAGAAGUUUGAGCUUCAGUUUAAGUACACCAAGCAGAAGUAUGAGGUAAAAGUGCUGAAUUGUUAUUACUGUGGAAGUGCACAAACAAUAAAAUUGUUUGGAAAUGACUCAUUCCAGGAUGAGGACGGUGAAAGAAAUGAUUUUAUACAAAGAAGCUUUGCAAAACCACAUUAUCUGUCAUCAUAAAUAGAUCUCAGCCAGAGAUCACCAGCAGAUAAAGCAGCAUGCAACUGUCUUACAGAUAUGACACCUUUCAACAAUCACAAUGAUAAAAAGAUGGUUUUUGAACAGAAGCUCAUUGUAAAGAAAAACAUAUAAUGAUGAAACUUUUUCUAGUUGCAUAACGUUAAAGGUGUCAGAAAUUUCAAUAUAUAUAUAUUUUUUUUAGGGUUUCAGAUUGACAGAAAAUGAGCAAAAUAUCAGUCUCUCCUCCUUUAGAGAGUAUGCAUGUUUAAUUGCUGACCUUUGACCCCCAUAAAAAGUCAUCUUCCAAGAAACUCAGGAUUUUAAAAAUAUGGCCUCACUUUUCCUUUUAGCACACAUUGCAACAACUGCUCUUGUUAAAACACUAAAGACAUUUUAUUGAGUGCAUAUUAUUACAACAAAGAUUAAGCGCCAUAACCCCCCUCCUCUUGUCCAGGCAAUGUGUGUUUUAUACAAUAAAUCUCUGAGAAAGUUAUAUGUCUCUUCUGAAAUGCAUUAUGGGGGUUCUUUGUCUUUGUAGAAAAUUGUAUGCUUAGUUCAAAAGGCUUUACACGAUGUUCUUAUUUUUAUUUUUUGCCUUAUCUACAGGCUUUUACUAGAUGUUUUCUGCAGGCCCUAUCUGCAGAGCAAACUGAUCGAUUCCGCCCAUCAUUCCUCUAGUGGGGUUGUUUAAACUAUCAAACAGAAAGAAAAAAAAAUGGUUUCAUAGAGUGAUGGGGAUAAAAGAAAAUAUUUUCUUCCACAUGUUUUAUGUCUUAGUUCUUAUGUUUAUUCAUACAUACAAUAAAUAUGCUUCUCCAUGCAGAGUUACAAAUAAGUUGUUACCUAGAGAUACGGAUCUUUUUGGGUGUUUUUUCAGACAAUAU
Messenger RNA from Cyprinodon variegatus (sheepshead minnow), 1787 nucleotides. RefSeq names its product troponin T, cardiac muscle isoforms-like (gene tnnt2b). The transcript has 10 exons. Gene Ontology annotation, cellular component: troponin complex. The record is from RefSeq and is a predicted model, not a curated record. Gene Ontology annotation, molecular function: tropomyosin binding; troponin C binding; troponin I binding. Bases 115 to 903 code for a protein of 262 amino acids. Lineage: Eukaryota; Metazoa; Chordata; Actinopteri; Cyprinodontiformes; Cyprinodontidae. Gene Ontology annotation, biological process: regulation of muscle contraction; cardiac muscle contraction; sarcomere organization.